UCCGUCCUUCUAUGUUUCCCCCCUGGAAACAAACUGGAUAUGGGGAACUGUUGUUAAACCUCUCCGACUAUCAUGCUAAUAUACAAUGGGAGAAAGUGCUGCUUGUCUUAACUGCUCAUUGCCUUCAGAUCUUGGCGUCUUUGUGACAAUUGGUUUUACACACUCGACAGUUGUAAACAAUAUUAGUCAGGCCAACUGAAAUACCGGUAACCAUCUGCACUGAAUGAGUUUAUCGUUACGCGGUGCUCGCUGCGCUCCGGCAAAACUUGGCUAGCUAGACCGGUUGAAUGGAAAUGUCUACGAUCCAGUCUUUAAGAAAGUUUAUCGACGAGAGACUACGCACCGCUGCUGAAGAAAUAUUCGGAGUUUUUGAAAAGGCAAUAGUUAAGUACGAGGAUGAAAUCGAUCGUCAGCGCCGACUUCCGGGUAACGUUUGGAAACCUGAAAUAAAGUUAUACAGGAUAGAGCUCCCACAGCAACAUGUUUGUAAGGAGGAGGAGGUUCUUGGUGACCGGCGGCUCUGUAACCUGGAGAGGGACUCCAGGCCGGACCGAGGGGAGCCAGAACCUCCACAGAUUAAGGAGGAACAGGAAGAACUCUCCACCAGUCAGGAAGGACAUCAUCUUGUACUGAAGCAGGAGGGUGAUAUCUUUAUGCUGAUUCCUACCUACGGGGAAAGCGACCACAGUGAACCAGAACCGAGUGACCAGCGGCUGCUCUCUGAAAACUCUCAUGUAGCUGAGAACCAAGAUCACAAAGGAGGCGAGCAUGGAGACUCAAUAUCAACUAGAGAUGCAGAGCCAAAGUCAAAGAAGAGACAUCACAAAAGCAAAAAUCACAGUAACUGUGUAUAUAACUCUACAGUGUCAAAGAUUAACCUGAUUACCUGCACGGAUAAAAAGUUUUUCCAGUGUGACACUUGUGGGAGAGCUUUUAAGUGUAAGUCCCAAUUAAAUAUACAUCUGAGAGUCCACACAGGCGAGAAACCGUAUUCUUGUGAAACAUGUGGGAGAUAUUUCAGAUUUACCAGUGGCUUGUUGGUCCACAUGAGAACCCACACGGGCGAGAAACCGUAUUCUUGCAAAACAUGUGGAAAUACUUUCAGAUCUAGUAGUGGCUUGAUGGUCCACAUGAGAACCCACACAGGUGAGAAACCGUAUUCUUGUAAAGCAUGUGGGAAAGGUUUCACAUCUAGCAGUGGCUUGUUGGUCCACAUGAGAACGCACACAGGUGAGAAGCCGUAUCCCUGCAACACCUGUGGGAAAACAUUUAGCGGCAUGUCAAUACUGAAAAGGCACAUGAGUAUCCACACCGGUGAGAAGCCGUACUCUUGUAAAACGUGUGGGAAGGAUUUCCGACUUGGCAGUGACUACAAAGUCCACAUGAGAACGCAUGCGGGCGAGAAGCCGUACCUUUGCAACACUUGUGGGAAAAGAUUUUGUCACUUGUCCAACUUCAAAAAGCACACGAGAAUCCAUACUGGCGAAAAGCCAUAUACUUGCAUAACAUGUGGGAAAGCUUUCAGGCUUAGCAGUGAAUUGACAGUCCACACUGGAAGAGCCCACACUGGUGAGAAGCCAUAUCACUGCAACACCUGUGGGAAAAGAUACUUUGAUGUGUCUCAAUUGGCAAGGCAUAUAAGAUCGCACAAAGGCAAGUAGCCUUGUGUUCGAGGAGUAUGUGGGAGACGGUUCAGUUGUAGUGGCUCGUGGCAUAAAAACACCCAAGAACCCACGGAAGCGAAGAGCCACAUAAUUGCGGCUCUUGCGGGAAAAGUUUCUCUCAAAUCACAAACUUGGGAAAAAACACCCGAGGAUCAGUGUACACAGGAGGA
Messenger RNA from Xiphias gladius (swordfish), 1834 nucleotides. Its product is annotated as zinc finger protein OZF-like. Lineage: Eukaryota; Metazoa; Chordata; Actinopteri; Istiophoriformes; Xiphiidae. Gene Ontology annotation, cellular component: nucleus. The transcript is spliced from 2 exons. Gene Ontology annotation, biological process: central nervous system development; regulation of transcription by RNA polymerase II. Gene Ontology annotation, molecular function: RNA polymerase II cis-regulatory region sequence-specific DNA binding; DNA-binding transcription factor activity, RNA polymerase II-specific. The record is from RefSeq and is a predicted model, not a curated record. Bases 288 to 1661 code for a protein of 457 amino acids.